Bemisia tabaci is the source of this 5073-nucleotide messenger RNA. RefSeq names its product tubulin folding cofactor D (gene TBCD). NCBI's taxonomy places the organism in Eukaryota, Metazoa, Arthropoda, Insecta, Hemiptera, Aleyrodidae. Gene Ontology annotation, molecular function: beta-tubulin binding; GTPase activator activity. Gene Ontology annotation, cellular component: lateral plasma membrane. The record is from RefSeq and is a predicted model, not a curated record. Gene Ontology annotation, biological process: microtubule cytoskeleton organization; post-chaperonin tubulin folding pathway; tubulin complex assembly.
CAAAACUGCUCAACUGGUAUGAAAGCAGCUGCCUCUUUACUUGUGUCUUUCUGCUAGCCAUUGAGUUUUUGACAGUGUCUGUGUAUUAAAUCAAGUCAGGAAUAUUCUAGUGAUUGAUUAUUUCUGUAUAACUUCUCCUUUCAUUGUGUUGAUUGUGUAAAGGUAAAGAAUGGAGGAUUCUAUGAACGAGGACAAUAUCCACCUUGGUUGUGCUCUGGAAUUUUUCUCGGAGUAUGAAGAAGUAACUUCCAUGGUGGAGAACCUUCAUCACAUUUAUGCAGAUGCUAGAAAAUUCGAAAGCAGCUAUGACAAGUUUCGGUACAUCAUGAAUACCUAUCAGGAACAACCUCACCUUUUAGAUUCACAUCUCGAUUCGUUACUUCAGCAGAUAUUCCAGAUAGUGCGGAACAAAGAUCAUCCAGUAGAGCUGAAGCACAAAGCAUUCAAGUACCUUUAUUCCAUCAUUAAAGUCAGAGGCUUCAAAAUAGUCGUUAAUCACCUGCCACAUGAGGUGGCUGAUCUCGAGCCAGUUUUAUCGUUACUUGAGGAGCAAGAUCCGACCGACAAGAACAGCUGGGAGACUAGAUACUGUUUAUUAUUGUGGCUCUCUAUCAUUGUAAUGAUUCCUUUCAAUAUGUCCUGCUUUGACUCUGGUGAAGGUAGCGAAUCAACAUCAAUGACAGAAAGGAUUUUAAAAAUCAUCAAGCAGUAUUUAAUGGUAUCUGACAAGUGCUGUGAUGGAGCCGUUUUUCUGAGCACAAAGUUUAUCAAUCGAGCUGACAUAAAGACCACGCAUCUCGCCGAUUUUUUGGAUUGGGCCAUGAGUUUAAUGACUGCUAGCAACCAGGAGGGCAAAAAUUCUCAAGACACAGCAGCUGUCUGGAAGAGAAUUGGUCCUCUAUCUGCUGUUGCAGCCAUUCUGAAGCAUGGGAAACGUGAAGAUCUUCUCCCUUUUGCCGUACCAAUCAUUAAUCGAAUGGAACAAGCUAAUUACAAGAAUGAUAACUAUCGUUUAACUCAAAAACAUUGCAUCAAGAUUAUUCAGAGAGCAGGUUUAACUAUGCUUCCGAUUCAAAUUGCUGUUUGGCGGUAUAAACGAGGAUGUCGAUCUUUAGCUGUCAAUUUAAGUGGGGGUGACCCCGGAGCAAGUUUGACGAACAAUGAAAUAGAUUCAAAUGAAAGUGAAGGUGACAGUAAUAUUCAUAUUCCAGAUGAAAUCGAGCAAGUUAUAGAUACACUCCUUGGAGGCCUCACAGAUUCGGAUAUUACCGUCAGGUGGUCAGCGGCGAAAGGUGUGGGACGCAUCACAAACCGACUGCCAAAAUAUUUUGCUGAUGAAGUUGUAGCAACCAUAUUGGAUCUCCUGAAUCCCAAAAAAUCAAACACAGCAUGGCAUGGCGCUUGCCUUGCUCUAGCAGAAUUAGGAAAAAGAGGUCUGCUGUUACCUGAACGACUAAAGGAGGUGGUGCCUUUGAUAGUAAAAGCUUUAGUUUACGAUGAGCCUCACGGUGCGAUAACCGUCGGUUCGUCAGUCCGCGAUGCUGCAUGCUAUGUUGCUUGGUCAUUUGCUCGAGCGUAUGAUGUGGAACUUCUCCGACCGUACAUCAAUCAAAUAGCCAGUGCCUUACUAGUCGUAACUUGUUUUGAUAGAGAGAUAAACUGUCGGAGAGCAGCCUCCGCAGCUUUUCAAGAACACGUCGGAAGACAGGGCACAUUCCCUCAUGGAAUCGAUAUUCUAACCAAUGCGGAUUACUUUGCAGUUGGUGUUCGGAACAAUGCUUAUCUGAAAAUAAGUGUUUAUACUGCCCAGUUUGAGGAAUACACCUUUACCUUGAUAGAUCACCUAGUCGAAAAGAAGCUGAACCAUGUUGAUAUUGCCAUCAGAGAACUCGCUGCCAAGGCUCUUCAUAACCUAACCUCCAAAGCUCCUGAGUAUAUGAGCAAGCAAGUUCUUCCGCAGGUUUUUAAGAAGGUAGAUUCUAUCAAUUUGAACGAACGACACGGAGCUAUCCUGGCUGCAGGAGAAAUAUUUCUUGGACUUGCGUUGGAGGAUCCUACGUUGAGUCUUGUGGCACCAGAAUUGAUCAGCAAAGCAGGGCAGUUAGUUCGCUCAAUCGAAGAAAAACAGCAGUUUAAAGGCUACAGCGGAGAGUUGAUGAAACAAUCUUGUUGCUGUUUCAUUCAAAGGUGUUCUCAGGCAAAACUUCAAUUUCAGUCCCUUGAAACGAUAAGUGACUGGCAGCGGUUGAUCAAUGAAUGUUUGUCUCACGAAGUCCCACUCAUCCGCACACAUGCCACUGAGGCCUUGGCAGCUCUCAUGUCCGAAUAUUAUGUCAACGAUUCUACAAAAAUCAAUACGAUCACCGAAGAGUAUACGAAAAAACUGUCCGACUCUCAUGAAGUCACAAGGAUGGGUUACGCUCAAGCCCUAGGUACAUUUGAUGCUCGGUUUUUGAAGGAUAACGAAUCAUUAAUCAUAAAUGCGCUGAUGGAUAGUUUGAUAAUCACUCCAAUCACCUCAAAAUGGUCAGAAAGUAGGCGUGAUACCAUCAAAGCAUUGACAUCACUGUGGAAUCGAACCGUCACGACUGAAGAAAAAGAUUGUCCGUCCAGAGAGGUUUUUUUAUCGUUGACCGACAAGUUUUUAGAAUGUUAUCUAGUUGGUUGUCAAGAAUACACAAUAGAGAGCAGGGGAGAUAUCGGGGCAUGGGUGAGAGAGGCGUCCAUGUCUGGCUUGCAGUCAGUUCUGGUGAAUCUAGCGUCCAUCAAACCAGAGCUCAUCAAAGAGACCCAUGUAGCAAGAGCGAUGAAAGCCCUUGCUCAACAGUCAGUCGAGAGAAUAGAAAGGACUCGUGCACAUGCUGGAAAAAUCUUCUUCUCUUUACUUCACAAUGUGCCUAGAAUUCCCCACAUUCCGAACCAUGAAGACUUACUGGAAAUCUUUGAUGCGGAGAGAUGCGCCAACAUGGAAUGGCUCAAAGUGGAGGAUGUUUUUCGUUGUUUCAUAAAACUUCUCUCCUUCAGCAGUUAUCAAUACCAUGUCAUGUUAGGUCUUAUCAUGAGUGUAGGAGGUCUCACUGAACAACUGGUGAAAUUCUCCACCGAAAGUCUUCUUGAAUUCCUACAACUUCAGUCGAAAGAAAAAUUGACUGAGCUAGCCAGUACAAUCAUUGCCAUAUUUAGGAAUAAUGUUUCUGAGGAACGGAUAACUACGCCCAUGAUGAUAUUUUUGGACCGAGUUCUCAGCUCCAAUUACUUUAGGGCUGUUUUAGAGGAUGAAAGCUCUACGUUUGCCCGGGAUCUGUUGGAGCUAACCAAAGCCGAGAUGGGCAACUCAAAAACUGUUCCUAGGUUAAAUAAUGUUGGCGCAGUUUUUUGUCAACUCAUUCAGGUUAGAGGCCCUGUUUCAAAACAGGCUUUAACGAGACUCUCAAUGCUUCUAUGCCACCGAUUUCUUAGCCUCCGCAAAACUGUUUCCACUAGAUUUUACGAAUCAUUAGUCAUUUUCUCCGAAGAAUGUAACCUUUCAGAAGAGAAACUCGAAGAAGCCCUGACUGUACUGAGCGAAACAGAGUGGGACAAGCUGUCGAUCAAUGAAGUGCGUGAGAUCAGAAAUAAAUUAUGUUCAAUUUUAGAUAUUCCUGUUCCAAAGGUCGUUCAAAAAGUGCAAUAGAUUGUGAUGUUUGUAUUUCCCCGCGAACAAACUUUACCUCAUGAGUCUUGGCAAAAAUAUAACUCCGCCAUAACUAACCAGUUUCCUCAAAACUGUCUGCGGAAGUCACAGGUCCCUUUAUAUGGGUAGACGAAGCAUAUGUUUGACAGGAGUUUUUAGACGAGCUAAAGUUUUAUUGCUUUGUCAUUGAUAAACUAGUGGAUACCUGGUAAAUCAAUGUGCUGGGCUCUAGAAUUGAAGUACCAGCAAGGGCAAAUAAUCCGUCAGAUCACGGAAUACUGAGGGUGAGGACAGAGAGAGAGAGAGAGAGAGAGAGAGAGAGCUUGUUUCUCUUUUCCUCAAGAAAUCUGACCUUUUUUUACUGUCAUCAAUGUUGACUUAUCACCAAAAAUGUGGUGUGUUUGAUCAUUUGGUCGUAUCCUGUUUGAAGGAAUUCAUCCUGAGCAUUUUAGUAAUUCAACAAAAAUUGUGUGAAGAAAAGUUGCCGAAAAUUUCUGGAAAAUUCUUGCAGCGGUUCUCCCAUAUAAAUCAAAUGUUAGCAAGAAACAAUGAAACAAAGCAAUUGAGAUAUGUUCCUUCCUAUGGAGACAAUAUGUAAAGAGGGGUCUACGGAAGUGGCAUUGCAAUAUAUCUUAAUGACAGGCAACUUAAUUACCCGUGGAAACACAGAAAGUUUCCUAAUAAAAAUGCAAAUUGACGGUGAAACUACUGAACGUCGUAUCUCGGUUUGCAACUUUGCAGACUUCCUGCCAUACUAUAUUUUUUCAAUUAAGAACUUCUCAACAUCAAUUUUGAAAAACUUCCAUGAUUCUUAAUCUCUCUGCAAGGCAAAUCCUGGAAAAUCUCCAAGGAAUGCCAUUGAUUUUUUUUCCUUUAAUAAAAUAAAACCAGGAGCAGAAAUGUGUAAACGGUUUAAACGAGAUUUGUGGUUGAGGAGUUUCACCGUCGAAAUGCUUAAGAAAAGACAGCCACCACUUGUGAAAUGCGUAGAACUGAGAAAGAAGUUCUGAUUUGAAUAGGGAUUGAAAAGGAGACAGGAACUAUCCAGGAAGUUCCAGACCAAAAUCUACUUAUCCAGGGGAUUUUGGAAAAAAUGUACCUGACCCUCCUGUGAGACUCUCUUCAAACUCGAAUUUAAGCUCAUUUUGAGUAAGAAUAUUCGUGUAACGGCUGUUGUUUUUUAUUUAAAAAAGUGAGCAUGUCUCACAUGAAAUAAAAAUAAUACUACACUGUAGCUGUUUUUUUUAUAUUUUGAUGCACUUUCAAAGCUUUUACUAAAUUAAUUUUUAUAACUAACUCUGUGAUAAAUUGUUCGGUACCUACCUACUUCUAGUGUUUUUACCCAAAUUUUGUAUCUCUCUUUUUUACACGUUUUCCUAAUAUAACACUCUAAAAGAGCA